Molecule: messenger RNA, 1784 nt
Organism: Etheostoma cragini (Arkansas darter)
Lineage: Eukaryota; Metazoa; Chordata; Actinopteri; Perciformes; Percidae
Product: aurora kinase A and ninein-interacting protein
Exons: 4
Coding region: 232-1506 (424 amino acids)
Biological process (GO): spindle organization
Cellular component (GO): spindle pole; centrosome
Source: RefSeq, a predicted model, not a curated record
AGGAGUGGUUGCUGGAAAGAACAUAUUUUAGGCUUGACCAUAUGUAAUUAUUUUCACUCAGUCAAAAAUCAGAGGCAGCCCAUCGUUGAGGCGCCAGAAUCAAACAAACAGUAACAAGGACUAAUUUAUGUAGCUAGCUACCAAAGGUUGUACAUUGGGUUUGAGAAGGUAAAAAGGAAAGUUGAAAACCCCCCUGUGCACGUUUAUGAGAUCUGUCCGUCACUCUGCACCAUGAAGACCUCCAAACCAGCAGAGCAGACCUCUGCUCAAGAGGAAUGUGGUGUUUGGUUGGACACUGUGCAACUGAAAGGAAAAGCUAAACAGAAACGACUCGCCCGUCCUAUUUCUAAACUGCUGAAUCCCUUCGCUGGAGGCAGAGCAUACAAUUUGGCUGUGGCUCUCAACUUCACUCAGACCAAAAUGGAGAUGCCAAAGACAAAACAGAGCUCUAUAUCAAACUUCUUUGCACCUCAGCGCAGAGUUCUCAAUAAGAUGUCUACUUCUGAAGUACCAAACAUGGAUCCAGUGCGGCCUUCUUCACCAUCUACCUCGUCCACACUUGCCUUGACUGCACCUACACCUUUAGUAUUGGGAACAAAACGAAGGCGUGAAAUAGAUCUUGAAAAGUUUGACUUCUAUAACUCUGAGCCUUGUGUGGAUCAUGAGUGGAAAAGUGAAAAUACGACUGAGCUUGAAGCAGCAGAAUGGCAGGAGCCGGCUACAAGCAAUACAACUCAAAACGUGUACUAUGAGUUGGAGGAAGAGCAGUUUGAGGAGAUAAACCCACCACAGAGUAAGAGGAGGCUCAUUGCAGGUGACAGUCAACCUCUUCUACAGGCGUGGAGUCAGGACCCACUGCUUACCUGUAGCCAAUAUUCUGCAGACCAGACUAACCAGAAAAACAUCACAGCAAAGAACUUUAGUGACUCAAAGCCGAGUUUUGUUAACAGUCUACAAAGUGAGGAAGCCUUUGGUAUCCAGGUUGAUGUGGAAGGAAGGACCUCAACUCAAAACCACUUUCAUUCUUCUCAAAUGGAUGAUAACAAAGAAAACAACAGAUUUUUGUCUAUUAAGUCCCCAAGAAAACACUCACCUCUUGUUAAUAGCGAGCCACUUUCAAACCAUAAAUGGACAGAACCAAAAACCGCAUCACCUCAAAAAUGUAUUCCAGAACAGCUGAGGAAAAGAGCUGAUAAAAAGGAGAGCCCUGAGUCACCGUUCAAAUGGAAAAUACCAAGCUGCUCUCCUCCAAAAAAACUAGCACAGCAGCUCCCCUGCAGAGAGUUUGACGAGGACAGUCUGGCCACGUUGUUCACCCAGGACUCUGAGGGCUUCAGGGUAAUAGCACACAGAGGUCUGCAAGCCAGGAGUCCUCUCAAAGAUCAGAGUAACAUCAGCUCUGGGACGGUGAGAAAGAGCACUUACAGAUCUCUGCUGGAACAGGAGGAGGAAGACGAGAUGCUUUUUACUCAAGACUCUCAGGGAAAUAUGGUGAUCAAACACUAAAAGGAGCCUUUUGAAAUGUCUGGAUGUAGUAAUGGAUGUCUGGAUGUUUAAAAAUAUUUUUCUGUGCUACUAGAACUUGAAAUCAGAGAAAUCUCUGUUAUAAACAGAUCUUGUUUGUUUCCAUAAUAACCUGACUGAUUUAUUUUUAGCUACUUUAAAAUCAUAUUUAUAUUUUCUGUGACUGUCUUACCAUUCCUUACCUGUAAAUCCUUUGUAUUUUCCCGGAUGUUUCAGUCUACUUACAUUUUUCCAUGUUGGAGUUUGUUUGUGUUUGUGAU